GGAGAGUCCCAGCCUCUACCACAGUCAAGGUAAGACGCUCAGUGAAGAUUGAGGGAACAUCCACUCCACACUGGAAGGGACUAUACAGAUCCCAACCCCUAUCGUCACCCCUGGGAGGUGUUGGGCAGGGGUAGCUGGAAUUGGCAUCCACUGACUGGCUGGAGAAUCUGAGGGCAGGAAGUUCUUUGUUCUGAGGGAGGUCUCAGUUCAGCCAGGGAGAAACGGCAGGCCUGCCCACUCUCAACGGAAGACUCUGAGCAGGGGCGGAUGUGACCACCCCACCACCUCACAAUAGAGGGAUCCUCUAGAUAUGCACCCAGUCCCCGCUGUGAGCUCUGGGAGGCUCUGAAACAGCCGUCAGACUGGGUUGCCCCCUGACUUCUACUUUCGGUUUGUAGGAAGGUAAGGCCCAUUCUGAGGAAGGUGGCAUCAAGUGAUCAGAGGGAGGAGUCUCAGACCUUCCCAAGGGUCAAGGUCAGAUGCUGAGUGAGGAAUGAGGAGACCUCUCCGCUAGAAUGGAGAAGACCCCUCAGAACUGGUGUCAGCCCUGGGAGGAGGAGGGGGUGGCCAGGAGUGUCUUCCCCUGAUUUUUGCCUGGAGAGUGUGAGGAUGGUGAAGACCUUGAGAGGUCCAGCCUCAAGUAAGCAGAAAAAGGAAUCCCAGGCCCUGCCAGGAAUCCAAGUAAGAUGCUGAGUAGAGACUGGAGGGAAUCACACACUCCAGAAUAGCGGGAGCCCUACAGAGCCCUAUUCCUAUUGUCAGACUGGGUAGGCCCUGGAAUAGUUGACAGACUUUGGUGCCUUCUGACUUUGACUUUGGGAGUUUGAGGACUGUUGUCUCAAGUGAGCAGACAGAAAUUAUCUUCAUCUCUGUCAAGGUCAAAGUUAGGACCUCAAGUGAGGCUGGAGGGGACCACACAUGCCAGAACAACAGAGCCCCUAACAGAUGGCUGCCUUCCUCUGUCACCUCUGGGAGGCCCAGGAGGGUGUGACCUAAGAGGCACCCCCCUACUUCCUUUCCCUUGGUAUUUGUCUCUCAGAGCUGAGAGGCUCUGAGAAGUGUUGUCAGUCAGAGGCAAGCCUUUGCUUUUUAACUCAAGAGGCUCAAGGAGAUUAAGGUCUCUUUCUGAGGUGAUAAUCCUUGGGUGUGUAGAGGGUGGAGUCCCAGAUACUCCCUGGGGUCACAAUGAGGACUUUGAACAAAGACAGAGGGGGCCACUCACUCUAAAACAGAAAGGAUCCCACAGAGCCGAACCCUACCUACCCUGUUGUCAGCCAUGGGAAGCCUUGGCUGUGUCAGCCGGCUGCACCCUGAGGAGCCUUUUCACUUCCUCCUCCAGCUUCUUGCAGGUCAGGAAAGGAGACCUGUGAGGCUCUAGAGCACUGUUCUCAGGAAAAGAUGGGUGGAGACACUCUUCAUCAGAGCUGCCACAGUUGUGUUUACCAGAUGAGGCCACUCACAUCCUCCCUUUCUCCCUAGGUUGUGGUCCCCUAUCAUCCACCCUUCUGCCCACAUUCCUGCCUGCUACCACUAACAGAAGUGAGCAUGUCUCAGGGUCAGGAGAUCCCAAGCUGCACACAGGAACAACACUGUGCCCCCAGUGAUAUCCAAGGCCUGGAGGCUACACAGGUCUCCAAGGCUGUGGAGGAGGCCUCUCCUUCCAUUUGUCCUCUGAUGCCUGGCAACAUGGAGGAAGCUCUGGCUGCUGGAAUAUCCACCACUCCCUUGGAUCCUCAGAGUGCCUACUCAUCUUACACUGUCAUCACGGCCAUCUCACCAAGCAAAUCAGAUGAGGGCUCCAGCAGCCAAGAAAAGGAAGACAGUUUAUCUUCUUCAUCAGGGUCCCUGUCCGACUUCGAGAACUUCCCCAUAGACCCUCAAGAUGACAAGGUGAUGAUGCUGGUGCAGUUCCUGCUGCACAAGUAUCAAAUGAAAGAGCCCAUCACAAGGGCAGAUAUGAUUGAUGUUAUCCAAGAGUGCAAUGAUGACUUCCCUGAGAUCCUCAGGAAAGCCUCCGAGCGCAUAGAGCUGGUCUUUGGUGUUGAUAUGAAUGAGGUGGACCCCACCAGCCACACUUAUGUCCUUGUCAACAAAGUGGGCCUCACUUACGAUUCGAGGCUCUGUGAUGAGGACACCAUGCCCAAGGCCAGCCUCCUGAUAAUUGUCCUGGGCGUGAUCUUCAUGAAGGGCAAUUGUGCCACUGAGGAAGAGAUCUGGGAAGUGCUGAAUAUGAUGGACUUAUAUGCUGGGAGGAAGCACUUCAUCAUUGGGGAGCCCAGGGAGUUCAUCACCCAAGAUUUGGUACAAGAAGAGUACCUGGAGUACCGCCAGGUGGCCAACAGUGAUCCUCCACGCUACGAGUUCCUGUGGGGCCCCAGAGCCCACGCUGAAGCCAGCAAGAUGAAAUUGCUGGAAUUUUUGACGAAGAUCCACGAGUCCGACCCCAGCUGCUUCCCAUCCCAGUAUGAGGAGGCUUUGAGAGAUCAAGCAGAGAGAGCCCGAGCCAGACCAGCAGCCAAGGAGGGCGCUAGUGCCAUGGGCAGUGCCCAUUCCGGUUCAGGAUCUGGCAUCCCCUCCCGGCCCACCCAGCCCUAGUGGGGUGGGAGGCAGAUUCCUCACUUUGUCAUUAAAAUUAGCAGUCAACCUAAGUAGUGGAGUGCUGGGGUGUGGCUGUAGGGAA
This is a messenger RNA of Mirounga angustirostris (Northern elephant seal), 2680 nucleotides long. Its product is annotated as melanoma-associated antigen B16-like. Gene Ontology annotation, biological process: negative regulation of transcription by RNA polymerase II. The transcript has a single exon. NCBI's taxonomy places the organism in Eukaryota, Metazoa, Chordata, Mammalia, Carnivora, Phocidae. Gene Ontology annotation, cellular component: nucleus. The record is from RefSeq and is a predicted model, not a curated record. Bases 1546 to 2595 code for a protein of 349 amino acids.